AUGAGCUCCAUGCGCCGCAUCAGCGACGCGCUGCUGCUGGCCCAAAACCGCGCGCGCCGCGCCACCGACCGCGCAAAUCAGGCCGAACACGUGCUGCGGCUCGUGCUGGCCCAGGUCGACGUCCCCAGGCUGCGCGUGGACUCGCUGGCCGACUACGAGAUGCUGCGCGCCGCCGUGGCCGCCAACCACCCGCUGCUCACGAGCAGCCCUCGACGACGAAGCGGCUCGUUCAACGACGCCCCCGAGCUCAGCGGCUCGGAGGACGCUGCGUCGGUGACCUCCUCCGUGUCCUCUUCGACGUCUACUUGCUUGGAAGACGUGGCCAAGGACGUGGUGACCAACUUGAACGCCGCCAUGACGCGCCACAAGCGCUACGUGGAGCAGCUGACGCUGCCCACAGUCCACUUUUCUCUCUGGAGCCGCAAGGACGGACGCCUGUUUGGGCCGGUACAGUUCGUGGCUAGUCUUCUAGCUGGAGUUGUGGUAGGCGUUGUCGCUACUAAGCACUGGCAGCUGCAGCAGCUCGUGCACACACAGGAAGAGGCGCCGUCACUCUUCACUAAGCUGGCAAGAUGGUACAGUCGACGAGCUCCCGCAGCAGGCACGCCGUGGCAUCUCAUGCCGCUGCCGACGGACGAGUACAGCUACCUCAUGCAUCCGGCUACGGUUGAGGUCGCCUGA
Molecule: messenger RNA, 681 nt
Organism: Phytophthora sojae
Lineage: Eukaryota; Oomycota; Peronosporomycetes; Peronosporales; Peronosporaceae
Exons: 2
Coding region: 1-681 (226 amino acids)
Source: RefSeq, a predicted model, not a curated record